This is a messenger RNA of Trachymyrmex cornetzi, 1488 nucleotides long. RefSeq names its product acyl-CoA Delta(11) desaturase-like. Gene Ontology annotation, cellular component: endoplasmic reticulum membrane. Gene Ontology annotation, biological process: unsaturated fatty acid biosynthetic process. Gene Ontology annotation, molecular function: iron ion binding; stearoyl-CoA 9-desaturase activity. The transcript is spliced from 8 exons. The coding region runs from base 426 to 1397 and encodes 323 amino acids. The record is from RefSeq and is a predicted model, not a curated record. NCBI's taxonomy places the organism in Eukaryota, Metazoa, Arthropoda, Insecta, Hymenoptera, Formicidae.
ACGAUGAUAUAAAGUACCAGAAUGACGCUCACACUUGAUAAUACAAUACAAGCAAUUUGAUUGAACUGGUUUCUAUUUUUAUCUCUGAUUGCAUUUGCUUCUUGUGAAUUAAACUGAAUCAUUGUUUCAAUUACUGAUUAUAUCCUGGUUUACCAAUCGCAGUUGAGAAUGUGUGCUGGUACAUUUUUAUUUAAUGACUCAUCAUGUUCAAUAUUUUUAUCAUUAUGGACUUAUUGUGACUGUAUAUGGAACUUAUAUGGAAGAAUAUAACCGAUAAUAAUACCAGAACGAAAAGCAUUGCAUUGUGCGGAAGAUAGAUAGAAUAAAUACUAUAAACACUUUUUGCUCACCACUCGAUCAGGGCAUGUAUAACAUCUCAUCCAAAUCACUUUUGAUAUUCCCAUGCCAAGAUUUGAUGAGAAUUAAUGGCAAGGGACGACAUCAAUAAAAAAAUCGAAAUGAUAAAACCAAGUAUUUUCAAAUUCGAAACUGAUAUAAUAUGGUUUAUUGCUCUCCAAGUCUUUUUAUUGCACGUUAUUGGUAUUUAUAGUUUAUUGACUUUCAACUACUGGCAAAAUUUGAUGACUACAAUAUGGAUAUUCGCUAUGUAUAUCAUAUCCAAUAUUGGAAUAUCUGGUGGCGCUCAUCGACUUUGGUCUCAUAAGACCUAUAAAGCAAAGCUACCGUUAAGAAUUCUACUUUUGAUAUGCUUUAGUGCAGGUGCACAGAAUACGAUAUCCAGUUGGGUGAAAAAUCAUCGUAUGCACCAUAAAUAUUGCGAUACUAAUGCUGAUCCUCACACUUCUCAACGCGGCUUCUUUUAUGGGCAUGUGGGAUGGGUGUUUAUGAAAGAACAUCCGGAAUUUAUUAAAAAGAGCAAGCAGCUCGAUUUAUCGGAUAUUUUGUCAGAUCCUGUUGUGGUUUUCGGCGAAAGGUACUUCUGGCUUCUUCAACUUUUUUUUUGUUUCAUCCUACCUACGGCAGUACCUGUAUAUCUAUGGAAUGAGACAUGGAACAGAGCUAUUGUAUCGCAAAUAUUCAUAAGAUACAUGGUGGCGUUAAACGCCGUGUGGUCUGUCAAUAGCAUUGCUCAUGUGUGGGGCACUAAGCCAUAUGAUAAGAACAUAAAACCGUCAGAUAACAAUUUUGUUAAUAUUCUGACAACAGGAGAAGGUUAUCAUAAUUUUCACCACGUGUUUCCAUGGGAUUACAGAUCGUCGGAAAAAGGAAAUAAUAGAUUUAAUUACACCACCGUUUUUAUCGAUAUUUGCGCAAAAUUAGGACAAGCCUAUGAUCUUAAAUAUCCGUCCGAGAAUCUCAUAAAAAGUGUUGUAUUAAACAAAGGAGACGGGACCCAUUCUAUAUUAUCCGAAGUACCGAUGCCGGAAUCCAACUAGUUGUAAGCUAAAAAAAAGUCAAACAAAGUACGUGCGUCGGACCUUGAUCAAAGAUGUAUCUAGGUUUAAAAAUAUUUCAGAAAUAUUUGAG